AUGCGGCCGCAGCUGUUUCGUGCGGCCGCCCGGUCUCUCCGGGUCCCCAGGGCCCGAGCCUUCGCUACAACGGCUCCUCGCGCGGCCGAGGUCGAACUCACCAUUGAUGGCAAGAAGAUCUCUGUGGAAGCCGGUUCGGCUCUCAUCCAGGCUUGCGAGAAAGCCGGAGCAACUAUUCCUAGAUACUGCUAUCACGAAAAACUGUUGAUUGCAGGAAACUGUCGUAUGUGUCUCGUCGAAGUCGAACGAGCCCCGAAACCUGUGGCCUCGUGCGCCUGGCCCGUCCAGCCCGGAAUGGUUGUGAAGACGAAUUCGCCGCUGGUUCACAAGGCGCGAGAGGGUGUGACGGAGUUCCUUCUUGCCAACCACCCUCUUGAUUGCCCUGUCUGCGACCAGGGAGGAGAGUGUGAUCUCCAGGACCAGUCGAUGCGUUACGGUGCCGAUCGUGGACGGUUCCACGAAACCGGUGGCAAACGUGCUGUGGAGGAUAAGAACAUUGGCCCCCUGGUCAAGACCUCCAUGAACCGCUGUAUCCACUGCACUCGCUGCGUUCGAUUCAUGAACGACGUCGCGGGUGCACCUGAGCUGGGAACCGCUGGCCGAGGAAACGACAUGCAGAUCGGGACUUACCUGGAGCAGAACCUGAACUCUGAAAUGUCGGGUAACAUCAUUGAUCUGUGCCCUGUCGGUGCCCUGACAUCCAAGCCCUAUGCUUUCCGUGCUCGCCCUUGGGAACUGAAGCACACGGAGUCGAUCGAUGUCCUCGACGCACUGGGCUCCAACAUUCGGAUUGAUAGCCGGGUCACGGUUCGCUUGCGAUGGCUUGAAGACUCAACGUCUUACCACCCCCUGAUUCGUCGCGAUGGAAAGUUCGUUCCCGCGACUUGGGAGCAGGCCCUUGUUGAGAUCUCGGCCGCCCAGCAGAAGCUGCAGUUGCAACCCAAUGAGUUCAAGGCUAUAGCUGGACACCUGGUGGAUGCCGAAUCGCUGGUCGCCAUGAAGGAUAUGGCCAACAAGCUGGGAUCGGACAACCUUGCUCUUGACCAACCCGGCGGAGGCGCGCCUAUUGCUCACGGCAUCGAUGUUCGCUCCAACUACCUGUUCAACUCAAAGAUAUAUGGCAUUGAGGAUGCGGAUGCUAUCUUACUUGUUGCCACUAACCCUCGUCACGAAGCUGCUGUUCUCAACGCCCGCAUCCGCAAGCAGUAUUUACGGUCUGACUUGGAAAUCGGCCUUGUCGGUGAGGAUUUCGAGAGCACCUUCGACUAUGAGCACUUGGGUGCCGAUGUGUCUGCCCUCAAGACUGCCUUGUCUGGAGAGUUCGGCAAGAAGCUCGGCGCUGCUCAGCGCCCUAUGAUCGUUGUAGGUAGCGCAGCCGCCGAGCACCCCGACGCAAAGGCCAUUUUCGAGGCAGUUGGCAGCUUUGUAGAGAAGCACACCGGCAUCUUUAACGCUCCCGAGUGGCAAGGCUACAACGUUCUGCAGCGUGCUGCUUCCCGUGCCGGCGCCUACGAAGUAGGAUUCACUGCACCAUCCCCGGAGGUUGCCCAGACCACUCCCAAGAUGAUCUGGCUCUUGGGUGCGGAUGAGAUCGCGCAGAGCGAUAUUCCCAAGGAUGCCUUUGUCGUCUAUCAGGGUCAUCACGGUGACCGAGGCGCUCAGCUCGCCGAUAUCGUUCUCCCUGGUGCCGCCUACACUGAGAAGUCUGCCACUUACAUCAACACUGAGGGCCGCGUUCAGGUCACUCGUGCGGCCACAUCGCUACCCGGCGCUGCUCGUGAUGAUUGGAAGAUCAUUCGCGCUACUAGCGAGUUCCUUGGAGUCCCUCUCCCCUACGAUGAUAUUGAGGCCCUCCGUGACCGUAUGGAGGAUAUCAGCCCUGUGAUGCGCCGCUACGAUGUUGUUGAGUCCACUUCCGUCGGCAUAUUGAGCAAGGUACAGCUGGCCGAUCAGAAUAAGGGCGCUCCUGCCACUGGAGCUCCUUUCAAGAAGGUCAUCGAGGACUUCUUCUUCACCGAUGCUAUCUCUAGAAGCUCACCCACCAUGGCCCGUUGCUCAGCCUCCAAGGCAACCGGCAACCCCGAGACCAACUUCAUGGCCGCCGGAGAAAUGUCUCCGCAGGCGCUGUACGGCUAA
Molecule: messenger RNA, 2136 nt
Organism: Penicillium atrosanguineum
Lineage: Eukaryota; Fungi; Ascomycota; Eurotiomycetes; Eurotiales; Aspergillaceae
Product: putative NADH-ubiquinone oxidoreductase, subunit G
Exons: 8
Coding region: 1-2136 (711 amino acids)
Biological process (GO): ATP synthesis coupled electron transport
Cellular component (GO): membrane
Molecular function (GO): NADH dehydrogenase (ubiquinone) activity; iron-sulfur cluster binding
Source: RefSeq, a predicted model, not a curated record